This is a messenger RNA of Drosophila subpulchrella, 6665 nucleotides long. RefSeq names its product neurogenic protein mastermind (gene Zdhhc8). Gene Ontology annotation, molecular function: palmitoyltransferase activity. The transcript is spliced from 11 exons. The record is from RefSeq and is a predicted model, not a curated record. Gene Ontology annotation, biological process: protein palmitoylation. NCBI's taxonomy places the organism in Eukaryota, Metazoa, Arthropoda, Insecta, Diptera, Drosophilidae. The coding region runs from base 1180 to 4023 and encodes 947 amino acids.
UUUUAUUUAUUUUUUCGUAAUCCGAACGCCCUGCCGCCCAUUGAAAUGAAAUGAAAAAUCGCACAAGACCGGAAAAGUGCCAAGUUAAAUGUUCGCAGUGUGCUGUGCGUGCGAAUGGGAGCGAUAAUUAAAAAAUGAAAUCGCAGGCGACGCCGAAAUAAAAAACAAAAAAGACGUUGCAGCAACAACGUGCGUGCGUGUGUGCGAGUGUGUGUGUGCCUGUGUGUGCGUUGGUAUAUGUGAAGAGCAAGGAGAGCGAGUAAGAGGGCAAUAGGAGGCAGAAGAGGAAGAAGCAGUGGAAAAGAGAACGAAGAAAGGUGGGGAAAACGAAAAAGGCGAACGAAAAACGCACACGAAAAUGAAAAUUGUUGUAUGAAAAAGCAGGGAAAGUCAACGAUCUUUUUUGCCAAUUUUACCUUUUUGGCUGGAUAUCAAUAUCACGAAAUGUGUAAUUUCUUUUAUGAAAUGCGAGUGUGCCUGCAUGUUUUCCUCAAAUCGAAAAUGUGACAGUUAAUCUAUUUUUUUUUAAGUGCAAAUCAAGUGCUGAUUUUUUUAAUGUGUGCCUAAGCUGGUUAAUUAAAUUUUACUUUUGAAAAUCCUGAAAAUAGCAGCCGCUUCAAAAGCCAGAACUUUGAAAAGUCGAAGCUGAAUUUUCCCCGAUUUUCCCGAUUUUCCGUUUCCCGCGAAUCUGCAAGCCGCGCUGCCGGCGUCGCUGCCGCUGCCGACGUCGCCGAUCCCGUUUCACGCGUCGCCGCUUCGUCUCGCCGUCUCGCUCGUUGCCCCCAACCCGCCACCCCCCCUCUCUCUCUGCCCCGCCCCCUCCUCCCCACUAAACACAAAAAAAAACACACUGAGAGGGAGAGAGAGAGAAAGCCAAGCCAGGCCAGGCCAAAAAACGUCAUCAAGCGGCAACAACAACAACAAAAACAUCAGCGGCGGCAACAACAGCACCAAUAACAACAACUACAACAACAACCAAACGCAUUUCAUUGCCAAGAGAAAAACGAAAAACGGUCAACGACAUUGCAACAACAACAAUAGGAGCAACAACAUUGCAACAUUAUUGGCCAAGAGCAACAACAACAAAACAGCAAUAAACGAGAGACUGCAACAACAUCCACAUCAACAACAACUGUAACAACAACAACAACAACAAGAAGCGUACCAACAAAUAGGAAAAUGCCCAAAUGCGAUGUGAAAACGCGCUACAUUCCUGCGACUUUCGCCUGGAUGGUACUGCUUUUGACCACAUGUCUCUUCUUCUUCUAUCCCUGCCAGUACUACGUGAAGAGCCAUCCAUGGGUGCUGGCCUACCAGGGCGUGAUCACAUUCUUCGUGCUGGCCAACUUCACGCUGGCCACCUUCAUGGACCCGGGCAUCAUCCCCAAAGCCUCGCCCGACGAAGACUGCGAGGAGGAGCUGCGCGCCCCGCUCUACAAGAAUGCCGAGAUCAACGGCAUCACCGUCAAGAUGAAGUGGUGCGUCACCUGUAAGUUCUACCGCCCGCCACGCUGCUCCCACUGCUCCGUCUGCAACCACUGCAUAGAGACCUUCGAUCAUCACUGUCCGUGGGUCAACAACUGCAUCGGCAGGCGGAACUACAGGUUCUUUUUCUUCUUCCUGGUAUCGCUAUCCAUUCACAUGCUGAGCAUCUUCUCGCUGUGCCUGGUCUACGUGCUGAAGAUAAUGCCCAACAUCAGGGACACGGCGCCCAUUGUCGCCAUGAUCCUGAUGGGCCUGGUGACCAUUUUGGCCAUCCCCAUUUUCGGUCUGACCGGCUUCCACAUGGUUCUGGUGUCACGGGGUCGGACGACCAACGAACAGGUGACGGGAAAGUUCAAAGGUGGCUACAAUCCGUUCUCGCGCGGCUGCUGGCACAACUGCUGCUACACACAGUUCGGACCCCAGUAUCCCAGCUUACUGAACCCGAAGAAGUACGCCUCGCGGAGGUCGCAGGUGCAGAACCAGGCGAUCAGCACCAUUUGCAACGACAGGAGCGGACAGCAGACGGGCGCCGGGGGCGGGGCCGGCGGCAAUGGGACCGCCGCAGCGGUGGGCGGCGGAGCGGUGGGCAGCGGGGGAGGCGGGGGCGGUAUGCGCGGCACUGCGGUGCAGUACUCACCACGCUCCUUCUACGACGCGACCCGCGAGAAGCGCGGAAUUCAGGUAAAGACUUAUAUGGCCGAGGGCAAUGGUUAUAAUCAACGGUCGGGCAGCACAACGCUUUACAGUAAGCUUUCGCCGGGACGGGAGUGCUCCGACACGGACCUGGAGCCCCCGCCGGCCUCCCAGAGCCAGGACUGCGAGCCCACGCCCCCGCUGCAGCGCCACAACUCCAGCAGCUUCUACCUGCCGCAGGUGAGCGAUGCCGGCGGUCUGAACGGCAGCGUUUCCACGGGCGGCGGCGGAGGAGGAGGGGGCGGAGGCGGGGACUCACCGCGCCACAUGCGUCUCUACCAUCCGCGUCACAGUCCGCACGCGAGGCCCAGGGGUCUGGAUCCGCAGCGGGGCUAUACGAGUGAUGCCCUAUCGCCGGACCAUCCCGUGGGCUAUGGCGUCGGCGUCAACGGACCGCAGCAACAGCAGCAGCAGCAACAACAACAGGCACUGGCGGCGGCAGCGGCGGCGGCGGCGGUGGCAGCACAAAAUCAACGCAGCGCAACUACCACGGCCACGCCCACCAUGCAGCAGCGGAUCAAGCCGCUGGGCGUGGCCACGCCCCUGGUGAUGGCGAGUCCAGUGCGAAGAUCUAACCCGGGCACGCCCACCCAGCCGAGACGCCCCGAUUUCAUCGGACUGAACGCCCAGGCGGUGGCGCAGCAGCAGCAGCAGCAACAGCAACAACAGGCAGCGGCAGCAGCGGCCUACUACGAGUACACCAGCGGUCUGCCGCCGCAGCAUCCGCAGGCGCCCAGCAUCCAGCAGCAGCAGCAGCAACUGCUCCUCCAGCAGCAGCGCGUCCUCAUGCAGCACCAGCAACAGCAGCAGGCCCUGCAGCAGCAGCAGCAGCAACAGGCAGCGGUGCAUGCCGCCCAUCCGCAGCACGCUGCUUUGGCGCAGGCGGCCUACGGCGGCAGUCCGCAGCGGCGCUUCCUCUCCGAGGGCGAACUGGUGCGCCAGGGUGCCGGCGGAGGCGUGGCCGGCGGCGAGCUGUCCUACGCGCGCUCCAACAACACGGUGGAUAACAUACGAGAGCUGGCCGGCAGUCCGCAGCGAGGCGUUUACAUGUGGAAGGACACGUCGCCGGGCUUCACCAGCUCCGUUGGACAACAACAACAGCAGCAGCAGCAGCAGCUGGGACAGCAGGUGGUCAGCAGUGGUAUUGGCAGCAGUGCGGGCACGCUGUCCAGCAGUGGAGCCGCCGCCGUCGGUGUGAUGCCGCAUGCCCAGUACAUGCAGGCGGGCGGUGGAGCCCAUCCGCUGAUAAUGACGCACUCGCGACUCCAGGACUAUGCCAUCCAGCAGCAACAGCAGCAACAACAGGCGGCGGCAGCAGCGGCGGCAGCAGCCUCAUAUCAUCGCUCCAAUCCGACUAGUCCCACCACCAUGCCACAGGUGUCCGGAGCCGGCCAGAGCUAUAUAGUGCGCUAUGGAGGCGGCGGAGCGGCUGGAGCCGGCGGCAGCAGUGGCAGCUUGGCCAGCGUGACGGCCACCAAUCCAGCCAGCGGAGGGGGAGGCUAUCAGCCGGCACUGCGCGGCGGAGUGGCCGUGUUUCCGCCCAAUCCGCUGGGCAAUCCUCAGACGCAGCCCUCGCCACAGAUCAAGCGAAAACAAACGCCCACGCGGCCCAUGAGCUUUGUGCGUGCGCUGGAAAUGACCGACUCCAUGGAGAUGCAAUCGCUGGAGCAGCAGCAGAACGGCGGAAUUCCCGGCAGCGGAUCGGUGGGAAACAAUCAGCAGGCUGGAGGAGGCGGCGGCGGCGGAGGUGGUGGUGGUGGACACCUGAUGCAGAGCAACGCCUCCAAUUCGGGCACUCCGGAUAGAGCCAGCAUCUACGACAUGAACUACGAGAUCUCCGUAUAACCCGUGGUGGUGCCCGUGCUCCUGAUGCCGCCACCCGCCAGCCAAGCUCCGGGCGCAGCAGUGGCUGCUCCAGCUGCUGCAGCUGCUCCAGUUGCCAUGGCCAGCGCUCCAAUGCAGCCACAGGGGCAGUUUUACAAUGCCCAACUGGAGCCGGCUGCCUAUGCAUGCGUUCCUGUCCUGCCCUUGAAACCGAUAAGCAAUGGAAUAGGAACCAAUAGCCAUCAGCACCACCAUCAUCAUCACCAGCAGCAGCAACAGCAGCAUCACCAACAUCCGCACCAGAACAUCCAAAACCAAAACCGAAACCAGAACCAGAACAAACGAAAAUUUUCAACCUUCUUUUAGAGGGGGAGACUAGCAUGUUUUUUUAAUUUUUUUUUUUUAUAACGAAUGAUUUGAAAGAGCGCUAUAUAGAGAGAUGUAUCUAAACCCAGAGCUAUUUACACCAGAUGUGUGUGUAUAUAAGUUGCACUGCUGUUGUAGCUAUCUCUAAACUAUAAGUAAUUUUAUUAUGUAAUUUUUAUGCUUGUUAUUAUGAUUAUUUUUUAAAGCACUUUGGAAGACCAUUUACAUGAUCGGAUUUCAAAAGAAAUUAUUUAUACUUUUAAUGCUUUUUAUACAUACAUAUGAUCGAAACCGAGAAAAUAGAGUGGAGAUGAAGAGAAUAUGAGAUAAAUUGAAUUACGGGCAAGAGGAAAAAUACAGUGCGUUUCAUGAGGGGGAAACCCCCAAAGCAUGGGCAAUGCCACGCACUGUGUUCGUCCUGCCGAUCUGCUAAAUCUAUUAUACAUAUAGUACACACAUAUAUGGAAACCUUUUGCAAUCAACUUGAAAAUCGCCAAAAUUUGUACGUCUUUGUCUGUGUGUGUGUGCCCGUCUGUCUGUCUGUGCAUGUAUGUGUUUAACAUUAGUCUUUAUAAAUUUAUAUCUAUUUAUGCCAUAUAAUGUAUAUAGGAUGUGCUACGUCAGGGCCCAGGUGCAGAGAACUUUGUCAUUUGUGUACAUAGGUGAAGAAGUUGGAGGGAGACGGAGGAGGAGGAACCGAUUUGUGCUUAGAAUACAGAGAGAGAUUAUAUGAUGUGGUGGCGAAUUUAGAGGGUCCAGGGACCCCAGAUCUGGACGGAUGUUGUAUUUCUUUGCUACGGGUUGUGCGAAGCAACUCCUAAUCCACGAAAAAUCUGUAAAUAGAACCCCGUUUUGUAAGAACUACCUCCCUCCUCUCCAUUAUUCCUCAGUCCAGUGAAGCGAAAGGUCAAAUCGCGACAGUGCAGGGACAGUGCGUUUCGGGGCCGUAUAAUCGCAAUACCUAUUUAUUCAGCAACCUAAGGUUUCAUUCGAAGUCAUGCUAUAAGUUAAACGCACCUUAUUUCUCGCUCAGGAUAUUGAUUAGAAGCAAAUGUCAUUUUCACUUUCACAAACACCACCCCCCUUACAGCCCCGAAACGCACUGUCCCCCGGUUCGUUACACACUCCCAGUAGAGUUUUAUAUUUUUUUCUUCCCAUCAUUUACUUAGAAUUCGUAAGAGAGAGAGCCCUAAUCUGGAACCGCGAUUUUCGGUCCGUGUAACUUGAAUGUCGUCCAAUUUAAAUCAGUUAUGAUUUUCCUGUACAUAGGUGUAAUAACGAAUAACGCAUGAGAAUUCAUCGGUUCGAGACUACCAACUACGUACGACGCCUGCUUGCCUCUAUAGGCACCCCAACUUUGUUGUUAUGUUUUUAAGUGAACUUAGCUUUUAUACCGAUCCCCCGAAUGUGUGUGUGUUCUUAGAUCAAUUCAAAGGCAUGUUUCAGUUCGAUUUCUUGGCUCGUUUGGUUAAUACGAAAGGCAAAUGGCAAAUUUCUAGCGAUAAUAUCUGUAAGAAAGUUAGCUAUACACACGACACUCACGCGAUCGAUCGAGAGAAGGAGAGAGAAUUAUACAUGUGUAAGGCGAUCCAUCCCGCAUCAGACCCUCUUCCCAGCCCCAUAGAUCAUGAGAAUUUGCAAGGAUCAAAACUUGUAUAGACUAUGCAAUGAGGUGGGCGACCUAGGUUUCUGGGGCGGCGAUUUUCGCCUCUAAAUUCGAUUUCUUCCACAAGUAUUAUUUGGUUAUUUUUAUCCAUAUUUUUACUAGGAUUUCCAAUUAUCGAAUAUUAACUUCCAGUUACAGAGAUUUUGGUGAACAUAUUGCUGCCCCGGCCACGUAUUUCGCACGCCUUAUAUUACGGAUCAAGAGUAUAUAUUAUACACACGUAUAUUUAAGCGUUUUUUGCUAACACAUUAAUUCAUGAAUUUGCAACAAUAUUUAAUAUAAAUACCGAAAUGCAUAUACAAACAACAAAAAAAAAAAGAACAAAAAACAAAAGAAAAAUCGAGAAAAACAAAAGUGUAAUGUAAAAUGUAACGAGAAAGUAAAAAACAAACGGAAGAAAUUGUUUUAGAUUUUUAUACCAAAUUUAAUUAAUGUAAAACCACGAAUUGUUUAUUUUUUGUAUACCCCGUAACCCCCGCCAGAAUGAGAGAAAUCCCAGCCAGAGAAAUCCUCGAGUUCUAAAUUGUUUUUUUUUGUAUUGAAUACUUAUGUAAUUUGUAAAUUAUAUGACAAGUAAUCAAAUAGCAAGCAUAAACAGCAAGGCAAUUAAUAAACAAUACAAAUAAAAAUG